AUGGGGUGCAAAGCCACCAGUGUUUAUAGUCCUCAUUUUUUUCAAGUUUUAUUAAGUGGUUGGCUGUCUUGUGGGAAUUUAUCCAGGAGUAAAAAAACUCUUGGUUUAACUACGACAUCCAGCACCUUAUUUAUUAAUUUUGUUGACUUAAUUAUAGCGCUCCCAGUCUUCAAUGAAGUCGUCAGAAAUCACAGUAGUAUGGUGAAUAUGUAUUACCAACGUAGAAAAGACCUGAGAACAUCAUUUUAUCUUCAGUGUAACUGCACUUUGCUCCCUCUAUUUCUGCUGUUAGAUGUUAUUCAGGUUUUUGUUCUCAUAAAACGUUUUAUUUACCAUAUUUUGGAUAAAACGAGGUUUCACUCUUUAAACAGACAACAAAUGCUACUAGUAAAAGCCAAAAUAAUCAUUUUAAAAUUUUACUCCAAAAUGACUUCAUUUAACCAUACCAAAACGGAAGGCUCAAAUUUACCUAUUUUACGAUUAAGUUGCCAGGUGUUGCCUGCCUUUUAUAACUCUUUCUUAAAUAUAAAAAACAAUAAGGAUUUGGCAUUAAGUGAUGAAAAUCAAGGUAGUUUUCCUUCAGGAUUGGGUUGGCCAUUCGCUUCCACCAAUGUUGCGCUUUUAGGCUUCCCUGGAUACGAAAGGAGACAUAAUACCGACGUAAAACAUAUUAUCGGCACACAGAUGAGCUGA
Messenger RNA from Echinococcus granulosus, 693 nucleotides. RefSeq lists its product as hypothetical. NCBI's taxonomy places the organism in Eukaryota, Metazoa, Platyhelminthes, Cestoda, Cyclophyllidea, Taeniidae. Bases 1 to 693 code for a protein of 230 amino acids. The transcript has 3 exons. The record is from RefSeq and is a predicted model, not a curated record.